UUCGGGGACUCAGCAUCCUCCUGGCUGCCUGUCCCUGGCCACAUGCCGGUACUGAAUACUGAGUGCCCCCCUCACUGCUCACCAGUGUAUUCCAGCCUCAGCAUGUGAUUCCAAGCCUUCAAGGUCAGGGAUGGUGCCUUACUCAUUCCAUUCCCAGAAGUGUUCCCAGUGCCCAGCACAGGGCUGCAACAUGGAGCGCACCUGAUCAGUGAUGCUCGUGUACGUGAACAAAUGAAUGAAUGGGCAUUUGAUGUUGAUACACGUGGAUCUGAGCCACUUCACUGACCCACUCCCUUCCCCAUGGACGCUUCCAUCGUUCCUGUCACAGUGGUGCAGUACCAUCCUCGUCUACCUGUGCAUCUCCAGUGAUGGGAGUGGUGAGCAGCAAAAAGCAGGUGAAAGAGAAGGAGAAGGGCCAGUGGAGCCCUGUGAAGGUCAGCACCCAGAGCAAAGAUCCCCCACCGCUGCCGCCCCUGGUCGUGUUUAACCACCUGCCUCCUGCACCUCCUGACACACACCCAGGCCAAGUGGCCAUCUCUUCCUUGUUCACUCUAGAGGAGCAUUUCGUGGUGGCCCUGUAUGACUACACGGCAGGGAACGACCGGGACCUGCAGAUGCUGAAGGGGGAGAAGCUGCAGAUCCUGAAGGAAGCUGGAGACUGGUGGCUGGCCAAGUCUCUCGUCACAGGAAGAGAAGGCUACGUGCCCAGCAACUUCGUGGCCCGAGUAGAGACUGUGGAAGUGGAAAAGUGGUUCUUUAGAUCAAUUAGCCGGAAAGAUGCUGAGAGGCAGCUGCUGGCCCCAGUCAAUAAGGUGGGCUCCUUUCUGAUUAGAGAGAGCGAAACCAGCAAAGGUACCCUCUCCCUGUCUGUGAAGGAUGUGACCGCCCAAGGGGAGGUGAUCAAACACUAUAAGAUCCGUUCCCUGGACGAAGGAGGCUACUAUAUCACCCCCCGCAUCACCUUCCCCACUCUCCAGGCGCUGGUGCAGCACUAUUCUAAGAAAGGGGAUGGUUUAUGCCAGAGGCUGACCCAACCCUCUGUGAGCCUGGCUCCUCAGAACCCCUGGGCCCAGGAUGAAUGGGAAAUCCCCCGGCAGUCUCUCAAGUUGGUCAGGAAACUCGGGUCUGGACAGUUUGGCGAAGUCUGGAUGGGUUAUUACAAAAACAACGUGAAAGUGGCCAUCAAGACCUUGAAGGAGGGAACCAUGUCUCCGGAGGCCUUCCUGGGCGAGGCCAACCUGAUGAAAACUCUGCAGCAUGAGAGGCUGGUCCGUCUCUACGCCGUGGUCACUAAGGAGCCCAUCUACAUUGUGACGGAGUACAUGGCCAGAGGAUGCUUGCUGGAUUUCUUGAAGACAGACGAAGGUAGCAAAUUGUCCCUCCCACGACUGAUCGACAUGUCGGCCCAGAUUGCCGAAGGAAUGGCGUAUAUCGAGCAAAUGAAUUCCAUCCACCGCGACCUGAGGGCGGCCAACAUCCUGGUUUCUGAGACCUUGUGCUGCAAAAUCGCUGACUUCGGCUUGGCCCGGAUCAUCGACAAUGAAUACACUGCCCAGGAGGGGGCCAAGUUCCCCAUCAAGUGGACUGCCCCCGAGGCCAUCCAUUUUGGAGUGUUCACUAUCAAAGCAGAUGUGUGGUCAUUUGGAAUCCUGCUGAUGGAAAUCGUCACUUAUGGGCGUGUCCCCUACCCAGGAAUGAGCAACCCCGAGGUCGUGCGCAGCCUGGAGCGCGGCUACCGCAUGCCGCGGCCCGACUCGUGCCCGCCGGAGCUGUACCGCGGCGUCAUCGCCGAGUGCUGGCGCAGUCGGCCCGAGGAGCGGCCCACCUUCGACUUCCUGCAGUCGGUGCUGGGGGACUUCUACACGGCCACCGAGCGGCAGUACGAGCCGCAGCCCUAGGGCCCCUCGGGGACGCGCUCCGUCGCCCGGGGCUCAGCCGGCCAAGCCUCGCGGACGGGGACGGCUCACUCCUGUGGCCCGACCUUAGAACCCACGAGGGAUGUCCACCUCGCGGGUGUUGUUCCAGGCAGGGAGGGACAGGGACGCCCAUUUCUCAGAUGAGAAAACUAGAGAUAGAGGCAGCCUGGCCGGUUGGUCACAGCACGGACCCCAGAGCGGAUUCAAUCGCAGUCCCACUCUUCUCUGCUGAGUACCCUUGGGCAAGUUACUUCGCCUCUCUGUGCCUCCGCUUCCUCAUCUGUACGACAGGGAGGAGCCAUCAUAGUACUUACCUCGGAUGUUUUUCAUGAAGAUUACAUUAGUUAACCGGCGUAAGAUGUUCAGAGUGUUCCAAAUAAGAGACACUCUUAAGUGUUUGUCAUCAUAUAAGGCUUCCCUAUGCUGGCGCCAAAAGCGAGAGGUCGGCCGCAGGGGCCCGGGGUCCCGCGGCUCCCACCUGCGCGGGCCGCGUCCCCCGAGGCGGGCCUGGGUCCCCCGAGACGGCCGCGCAGAGACGCUCUGGGCGGGGCCCAGACCUAGACUGCGCUCCAGC
Molecule: messenger RNA, 2490 nt
Organism: Equus quagga
Lineage: Eukaryota; Metazoa; Chordata; Mammalia; Perissodactyla; Equidae
Gene: BLK
Product: BLK proto-oncogene, Src family tyrosine kinase
Exons: 15
Coding region: 369-1898 (509 amino acids)
Biological process (GO): cell surface receptor protein tyrosine kinase signaling pathway; innate immune response; cell differentiation
Cellular component (GO): extrinsic component of cytoplasmic side of plasma membrane
Molecular function (GO): signaling receptor binding; non-membrane spanning protein tyrosine kinase activity; ATP binding
Source: RefSeq, a predicted model, not a curated record